AUGAGGUUUCAGCAUGGUAUUGUGGUAUUUACUCUCUUGAGGGUUGUGAUAGGGUUUUCUGAUCAACUUUAUGACAAAUUUAUUCAUUAUGCACGUUAUUCUGCUCUAUCAGCAUGUAUCACACAUGGGAACUUAUCAGAAGGUUGGCUACAUAAGGGUGCUUGUCAUUUAAAUUUUUGUCAUUCUGAUGAACGAAAUAUGGGUGCACAGAUUAUCAGAAAUGCAACGAAUGAUGAAAGUGGUACAGGAUUCAUCACUUUGGAUAAAAAGAAUAAGGAAAUAAUUGUUUCAUUUAGAGGUUCAGUUACUAGAACUGAUUGGGCGAGUGACCUACAAAUGAUUCCAGUUGAUUAUAAGUCUGUUACAAAAUUGAAGCAUGUUCGUGACUGUAAAGGUUGCAAAGUUCAUUAUGGAUUUAUCAAGAACUUGGAACAGAUUUCGGAAUCCUUAGUUAGACCAAUUGAUGAAUUGUUUGCGAAGCAUCCUGACUACAAAUUGGUCCUUACCGGUCAUUCUCUAGGUGCAGCUUUAGCAAUAUUAGUUGGUAUUGAAUUUAGAAUGAAAGGUUAUAAGCCAUUGGUUUUGUCUUAUGGCUCACCACGUUUAUUUAAUUCUUUAAUGGUUGAUUGGGUCAAUGAAAUUUUCGAAACUGAUGAACUUUCCAAAAGAAUUAGUAAUUGGAAAGACGUUGACUGGGGUUUAAUUAGAUUAGUUCAUGAUGAAGAUUUUGUUCCAAUGUUGCCACCAACUUUCAAACCAGCAGGUGUUGAAUUUUUCAUAAAGAAGAAAGAUUUGCCUCAUUUAAAAUCUGAUAUUGAAUUUAGAGGUGCGAAUUAUAUUGAAAUCACUAAUAAGACAAGACAAAAAGUGUUGGACCUUUUACAUGCUUAUGAACAUCGAACAUACUUGAUGACAAUCAACAAAUGUGACAAUUUUUGA
Messenger RNA from Hansenula anomala, 939 nucleotides. It is a transcript of the gene LIH1, whose product is annotated as putative lipase. The transcript has 2 exons. The record is from RefSeq and is a predicted model, not a curated record. Gene Ontology annotation, biological process: lipid metabolic process. The coding region runs from base 1 to 939 and encodes 312 amino acids. Lineage: Eukaryota; Fungi; Ascomycota; Saccharomycetes; Phaffomycetales; Wickerhamomycetaceae.